Messenger RNA from Ambispora leptoticha, 737 nucleotides. The record is from the annotation of a GenBank genome assembly. Lineage: Eukaryota; Fungi; Glomeromycota; Glomeromycetes; Archaeosporales; Ambisporaceae.
AUAAUUCGUUUUCAUUGCCAUCCUUUAUAUUACCACCUCCACCACGAACAAGGCCUCCAAAUGUACCAUUACCAUCCCCACCGAUUAGUUCAUCAUCAACCAAUACCAGCACUGCAACUGUCACUAUGCAAACAUUGAUCACGUUACCCUCAAUACCGCCACCUCCCACUCCACCUCCACUAACACCAACAUUGACAAAUUUGGAAUCUUUGACAAGUUCUUUAUCGAUUACACCUGAACCUGCAAUCGAAUUAUCAGAUGACGACCAAUUGGAUCCGGAUUAUGCGGAUGAAAUAGCCGCAUCACUUGAAAGAGCUGCUGAUGCAAGGAACACUGCAUCAUCGACAUUAUCUUACUAUUUCUCAAAUUAUAAUAACAAUAGAGAUGGUAACAGUAAUCGAAGAAACAUAACGGAGAACACUAACGGAACCGGGAUUGGAACAUUUAAUAGCAAUAAUGAUCUAGAUGAAACAAUGUCAAGUAAUUCGGUUGCCACAACACCAACGAAAAUACCAGUUGGUGGAGUAAAAAUUAUACUUGAAGAGAGAAAACCCGGGGAUGUUGAUACCGAUACUGAGGAUGAAGCAGAUAAUUUCCGAAAUCAACUACUGACUAAUAAUGCUAGUGACGGUCAUGACAUUAUAGAUCUAAAAAAGAGAGUUGUGGAUUCGGUAAUUGAUGUGGAGAUUUUUCCGCCUGUGCAUAGUAAAUUUGAUGGCAUGCGUAUGAAGAAAUAG